Messenger RNA from Nicotiana tabacum (common tobacco), 2005 nucleotides. RefSeq lists its product as uncharacterized. The record is from RefSeq and is a predicted model, not a curated record. Gene Ontology annotation, cellular component: cytoplasm. Gene Ontology annotation, molecular function: ubiquitin protein ligase activity. Gene Ontology annotation, biological process: protein ubiquitination. NCBI's taxonomy places the organism in Eukaryota, Viridiplantae, Streptophyta, Magnoliopsida, Solanales, Solanaceae.
UUCACACGCCAAGAAAAUCAACUGCACACACACACACACACACACACACACACACCUACCAGAAAACCAUCAAUACAAGGAAACCCAAAGCCAAAAACGGAGUCCUUCAUUAAAAAUAGCGUAUUUUCUCAGCUUCAGCAAUGGCUCAGGUCUCAAUCUCGCUGCUCAAUUUCCUCAACGAAGGUGAAGACGACGUUAACGGACAUCCAAACGCCGUUAUUGAAGACCUCGACUCUUCGCCUUACUGGGUUCACGAUUUCGGUGAAAGCUUCGACGUUUUCACUGCUCCAGAUCUCUCCGAUUUCCCUCCCCGCGCUCAAAUCUCUUUGACCCGUCAACGGCGCACGAAUUUUCCAUUAAGCGACGACGUUUCGGAACCCGAUUCGGUUAUCACCACAAUGGAUUUUUUGGACCGGGAGAACCAAGUAAACUUCGUCAUGGACCUGUUCCAGCAACGCGUGGAACAAGCCCAAUCUUCGAACCGAGUGAUUUCGGACCCUGAUUUGCUUCAUAUUUCGGAGCCGGAGUUAGAGGCCAGUUUCGGUGUGAUUGAAGGGAAUGAUGUUAUGGGCUUGAGUAGCUUAGACCUAGAUUUUGGGCUAGGGUUAGGUUUUUGUGGGGACACCGAUAAUUCUGGGUUCCACGUUGAAGACUGUGAUGGCCCAGAGCAGUUCGUUAGUGGGCUGCAGGUUGUGGAUAUUGGAUCGGAUUCGGAUGCUGAUGAGAACUGCGUUAUGGGCAGACUUUUCAAUCUGGAUGAAGGUGAUGGUGAUGACGAUGAGGAGAAUAUUCAUGAUAACGAGAGUGAUGAACCGAGCCUUAGGCUGUGUUGGGACUCAUUCCAAUUGGAGGAUGAUCAUAGGGAUAUGAAUAAUGAGGACUUUGAGUGGGAAGAAAUUGAUGGAAGAGUUGAUGAGAGAGAGAUUCUUAGCAUGUUUUUAGAUGAUGAGGAAAUAUCCGAAUCUGCUCCUGCCCUAGAGGAUAGGGCCAGAGAGUUGGAUAAUUUGGAGUGGGAGUUUCUGUUGAAUGUUCACAAUUUGGAGCCUGACCCUGAAAUUGGAAAUGUGGAAUUCGAUUUAGCUCAUCAUAUUGAUCAAGACGAUUACAAUUACACUGCUGAAUAUGAGCUGUUAUUUGGACAGUUUGCAGAGGGCGAGAAUGGUUUAGUUGGAAAACCACCAGCUUCUAAAACUGUUGUUAGAAACCUUCCGACUGUGGCUUUGAGUAAAGAUGAUAUAGAGAAGAACGAUGCUACUUGUGCAAUCUGCAAGGAUGAGAUGAAUUUGGGGGAAAGGGCUAGACAGUUACCGUGUGCUCAUAGGUAUCAUGGCGACUGUAUUGUGCCUUGGCUUGGGAUUAGGAAUACCUGUCCAGUUUGUCGACAUGAGUUGCCCACUGAUGAUCCUGAUUAUGAGAGGAGGAGAAGGGUCGCGACUCAGAGAGUUGGUCAACUUGAUUGAAGGGUAUAGUAGGCCUGGUUCAUCACGAAUAGUUAUCAGCCGCUUCACAGCUUGGCAAGGCAAAAGCAGAUUUCUCAGUGGGACUGUGACUCCUUGCAAUUAGAGUGCACCUCCUCCCUAUGCCAUCAGGAUGUAAAUUGACUGAAGAGCAUUGGUAGAUCAAGAGAGAGUGUAUGGCCAACAAGGGUGAUGAGCUAGUCGGUCAAGGUUGGAGAGAGUUUAGUGGAAAUUUGUUUGGAUAACUAAACCUUUGUUCUGAAUCCAAGGGAACCUUUAUCCCAUCCUCUGGUAUCAAAAGAAUUAAGACUUUUUUGUAUGUUUAUAUUUUUAAGAGAGUGAAAUUAUGAAGUUGCAGAUCAUGGGGAAGUUUUUUAGAUGGAGCUUGUUAGUUGUAGGCUAAAACGUGGAGAAGUCAGAGUGUCGUGCAGUGUAUUAUAAGGCAAUCUGCGACCAAAGUGAUAGUCUUGUCAACUUGUACAUUAUCGUUCUUGAAUUUCUACUUUGAUGGUGAAAAUUAAUGAUAUUGCAAUGUGUUAUACCAUGCA